AUGUUUACUAUAUAUCCAAUGAAUAAAGGCGCUCAUUCUCAACAUGGUAGCUUUCUGUCUGGACACACUAGUGAUCCUAGUGCUGUAAAUCCCUCCACGGGCGCUGGUAUUAAAGCUUUUAACAUAAAUACCAGUCAAGACGCUUCCACUGCAUCCAACAUCCCAUCCAACCCUCAGUUGGAACAUAAUUUAAAUGCUACAACAGAUGUUGACCCAUCUUCUAGGGAAUCUGGAAACAAUGCUUCUCCAGAUCAGCAAUCUGCUCCAUACGGUUCUUCCACGCCGAACAAUCCUUCUCAGGCUGGAAAGUCAUCCUAUCCUGAUUCUGGUACUAAUGGUCCAUCAUAUGACCAUCAUAUUCCAAUAAACGGUUACCAACAACCAACUGGUUUCGCUUAUAUGCCAUUUCCUUAUUAUGGUCAACUACCGGGAUAUUAUUCUCCCAUCAAUCCAAUCCAACCAAUGUUUCCAGGUUCACCUAACCAUUCAUGUACAUAUAACAACCCAUACAUUCCAACUACUUUAUUUUACUGCUCUAGUGUUGGUCUAUUUAACUCCUGGGUUCAUUCCUUAAUAAAACAUUUGAUUGCUUCUGGUCUAAAAGAUUUGGUUCCUGAUUCACACGAUCGUACUGUAAGAGAUCCAACGCCAGAAGAAUCUCAAGGUUUAAUUAAUUUAUUUUUCACCCUUGUUCCUCAGAGCAGUUAUCCCGAUUGGGUUCAAGAAUGCUUUCACAAGCAAAUGCAUCCCUAUGAUGUUAUUCGUCAGGCCAUGACAUACGACAUUGAACGCAGUAAUGUCAAUACCAUUAUCAACACUAUUAGAUCUUUAAAAUAUAAUGGUGGCUACCCAGCAUUUCAAUUUACAAGUUAUCUCCAUAACUUAAUUGAUCAAUUGAACCCCACGGAUCUUCAAACCCACGAGUACCUGCUAAAACAAACAAUUCUUGAUACGUUAACAGGUACUUACGAAUCCAUUUCUAAACACUUUUUUAAGAGUGAUACCCCAUAUACUAUAAACGACAUUUUCUCUUCUAUCAAGAGAGAAUAUCAAUACUACCAUCAAGCUUCACAAAUUUCCGAUCCACAUUUUUCCCCUAAUCCUCCAUCUUCUUCAAAAAAACAGUAUCCAACAAAUCCAUCAGUGAAUAAACGAGCAAACAACACAUCUACUGUGUUGAACACCAAAAAUACUACAGUUCCUUCAACAGUUAAGCCAAAAGCCAAAUCUACCAAAGCUCGUUCUAAAAAGGUUAGCCAAGUUAAAACCCAUUCAAAUAGCACCUCUAUUCCUCAACAAAAUAACCCAGUCGAUCCAACCUUACUUAGGCCUAUUUCAACUUCACUAAAUCCUGCAUAUUAUAUGAUGCUAGAUUCCGGUGCUACGGUUACCCUUGUAAAACAUAAAGAGAUGUUGCACAAUCUUCGUGACUCUCAUCCUGAAUCUGUUCAAAUAACCUCAUGCUCCAACACGGAUAUCCCAUACGAUCAAGAGGGUGAUUUAAUUCUAAAAACAUUAAAUGGCAGCCAAAUAAAAAUUCAUGCCUUUUACACACCCACAAUUGAUCACACCAUUUUAUCUACUAGUGAUCUCCGUUCUCACCAUCUGUUUUUAAACGAGCGUCUCAACACCAUUGAAGAUGCUAAUGGUGAUGUUGCAGCAAACAUUGACUCCUCAAAUGGUUUACAUUGGUUAUCCAAUCAUCAUAUUGUAUUUCCAUCUACUGCAACUCGUAAAUCUGUAAAUGCGUUAAAAACUAAAUUUCCUUUAGACAUGAUUCAUCGCAUUUUAGGUCACGUCAAUGUUCAGUCAAUCUAUACAUCCAUCAAAAAUAAAACCUUCAAUAAUCUAUCUAUAGACGAAAUUGAUUGGUCUAACCUUAACAAUUUUCAGUGUCAGGACUGUCUCAAAGGAAAAAGCAGGAAGAGACCACAUAUUGUUGGUUCACGUCUGCAAUACCAGCAGGUGUUCAAACCAUUUCAAUAUAUUCAUUCUGACCUGUUUGGACCAGUAACUGUGGCUACAAAACCUGAAUGGUUUAUAUCGUUCACUGAUGAGGCAUCUAAGUUUAAGUGGACUUAUUUACUAAAAAGGAAAGAUGAUGCAACGAUCCUACAUGUCCUCAAGUCCUUUAUUGCGACUAUUGAGCGACAAUUCAAAACCCCCAUAUUAAAAUUCCAGUUUGACCGGGGAACAGAGUACACCAACUCUGCAGUAAAAACGUUUCUUUCUGAAAACGGUAUUCAAAUUGUUUAUACCGACGCAGGUGAUUCCCAAGCUCACGGUGUUGCGGAACGAUUAAAUUUAACAUUAUUAAAUGAUUGUCGUACUAUUAUGAAUAGUGCAAAACUCCCACACCACCUAUGGUAUUACGCUGUGCAAUAUGCAACUAUAAUCCGUAAUUCCAUAUAUAACAAUUCUAUGAGGGAUUCACCUCGGUCUAAAGUCGGUUUACUAGGACUUGAUACCAAGUCACUGCUACCAUUCGGUCAACCGGUCAUUAUUAACCUCAAUAAAACUGCCUCCAAAUUACAUGUCAGAGGUGAAAAAGGUUUUGCUCUAAUACCAGAUGCUGAAUCUUAUGGCUAUUUAUUUUACCUCCCAACUAAACGUAGGGUGGUAUCCUCAUCCAAUUUUGUUCCAAUUAAACAUGACGUUGAUAUUCAUGAAAAUGAAGAAUAUGAUGAUUCUAUAUUCGACGAUCUCAUCACAACUUUUAUAUCAAAAUUUGAACAUACUACAUCUUCAAAGGACGAAAUUGAAGCCACACCUUCUGAUAAUCAUAAAGAUACAGUUUUAUCUACUCUAUCCUCAUCACCCAAAUCAUCUUCCCUCGUUAACAAAGAUCCACUCUUUGAAGAUAAAAUUUUAAUUCAAAAUGAUGCUGAUGCUGAUUUGAAUAUCACCACCAAUACUACUUCCAAUUCAAAUCCAUCUAACAACCACACUACUCAUCCCACCUCUUCUGAUUUAGAGGAACUAAUCACUCCCAUCGACAUCAAUGAUCCUAAUCAACUACCCUUAACUCUUGUUGAACCUUCAUCUCAUCCUACUUCUGAUGAAUCAUCACCACUGCCCACUGCUGUCUCUACUGAUACUACAUCUCACUACAUCUUCAUCUACACCACCAUCUAG
Arxiozyma heterogenica is the source of this 3135-nucleotide messenger RNA. RefSeq lists its product as uncharacterized. The transcript has a single exon. The coding region runs from base 1 to 3135 and encodes 1044 amino acids. Gene Ontology annotation, cellular component: cytoplasm. Gene Ontology annotation, biological process: DNA integration. The record is from RefSeq and is a predicted model, not a curated record. Gene Ontology annotation, molecular function: RNA binding. NCBI's taxonomy places the organism in Eukaryota, Fungi, Ascomycota, Saccharomycetes, Saccharomycetales, Saccharomycetaceae.